This is a messenger RNA of Caenorhabditis elegans, 1149 nucleotides long. RefSeq names its product B3GNT1, Beta-1,3-N-acetylGucosamiNylTransferase 1, homolog (gene bgnt-1.4). NCBI's taxonomy places the organism in Eukaryota, Metazoa, Nematoda, Chromadorea, Rhabditida, Rhabditidae. The record is from RefSeq and is marked reviewed. The transcript has 9 exons. Bases 1 to 1149 code for a protein of 382 amino acids.
AUGAAAAUUAAAAUUGUUCUUUCUCGAGCACGUAACUUUGCCGUCUCUGUAAUUGUUGCCGGUUUUUUCUGUAUUUCAUAUCUUUCAUCCGAUCGUCAAUUGCAUGCAUACAAUCCCAAAUUUGCCCUCUCUAAUGAAACUAGCAUAGAUCAUGUUAUAAUAGACACUACAAUGAUGAAUAAUGAAUAUUGUGUGGGUUAUAAUUUUUUGGAAGCUACAGAAAGUUUCCGAGAAGAUGGACUUGAACCAGUAACACUAGCAGUUCAUGGUACUGCAGAAAUGAUGGAAAUGAUAGAAAAUAAGCCUGAGAACUGGGAUGGGCCUAUAUCAUUUGGAUUGUUUAUUGAUUUUCAUUCUAGACAAAUUCUGGAUUACGUCGCUAAGGUUUAUAGCUGCGAUGAGGAGUUUCAGAAAAAGGUUACCGUACACUUUGCAUUCCGUCUAUCACCCUUUCAAACUAGCUGCCCACAAAUCAAAGUCUCACCGUCAACUCUCGAAUGUGGCGAGUUCCUCUCCAACAGAAAAAAGUUUCGACGUGCUGUAGGCGACUCAUUUCAAUUGUACCCAAGUAACUUGAUGAGAAAUAUUGCAAGAAAAGGUGCCAAAUCGGAUAUUCAUUUCAUUGUCGAUGGUGAUAUGAUAAUGAGUGAUGGAUUUGCGGAAAAGAUUAAACCAAUUGCAAAUCAAAUUGUUGAUGGGAAAAACAAAAAUGUAUUGGUUGUUAGAAGAUUUGAAACAAAUGAAACGACAAUACCCCACAACCAUAUAGAAUUGAAAAAUGCAAUUGAAAAUAAACAAGUCUUCCAAUUUCAUCACAGAUUUUUCUUUGCUGGGCAUAAAAUUUCAAAUAUUUCACACUGGUUUGCGGUUUCCAAUGAAACCGACGAAAUUACUGCUUGGGAAAUACCUUACUCGAGCAGCUUAUGGGAAGUUCAAGUGAUUCUUCAUCGUAACGACUUGUACAAUGCGGAUUACUUUCCAGCGAGAAUCAAGGUUAUGCAGUCAUUGGUGUACAGCCUGUGCAGAGCCAACUAUACGUUCAACCUCCUAUCACACGUUUUCAACGUGCACAAAGGAAUCAAAUUAGGCGAUACUAACUUCUCAAAAUCCGUUAUAGCACACUCUAAGAGAAAUGGAAGAAAUAGGUGA